AAAGAUCAACAUUCCAAAUAGCGCUCCCUGGCUCGACCCUUGCGUUUACCUCUCCUUUUCUCUGAUUCACCAGUUGCGUCUGGAUGGUAUUAACUGCUUCGCUACCAAUUGUGCUUGUACUUGGUACAUACUGACAUGAAGCGUAAGCAACCAGAUUCGAGUGACGAGCGUCCGGUCUCGACGCCCAAGAGACAGAGGACCAUAGCUUUCGAUGACACAGCAAAUGGCCGUGCGGAUGAGGAUCCCUUCAUUGAGGCGUCUGCCUCGAAGCGGAUAAAGUCAACACCUCAGAAGCCAAGCACGGCGACACCCGCAGCAUUGAAAGAAUCCGGACUGAAAACGCCCACACAUAAGUCCAAAGCAAAAUCUCUAUUCUCGACUCCUACGAAAGCUACGGCCAUUUCUACCCCUUCCAGAGUGCGGAACGCAGACCGAUCCGCGAAGAAGAAAAGCGCACGGCUUCUUCUAGAGCAAGACGAUGACGAAGACUGGGACGGAGCCGAUCGCCUGGCAGAGGAAAUUUUGCAGCACGAGAACGAUGUGACUGCUGCAGAGAAAGGUGUAAUCGAAACGGUCGAGGGAGAAGAUGAAGCAAACAAGACCACCCAAACACCGAAGCGCCGGGCAGGAAGACCGAAAGGCGCAAAGAAUAAGCGUUCUCCAACGCCCGAAGGAGAACUCCCAGCACAUGAGCGAUACUUUUUCCAGAACCGAGCCGGUCCUCCGCGGACGUCGAACAACAACUUAAAUAAGGUGUCCUUGUUGACACACGAAGAGUAUUUCGAGAAGAUGGCAAAGUAUGUGGACCCAUGUCAGAAAGAAAAGGCAUUCUUGCUCGAUUUACACCAUCGGUCAUUCUCGCAAUGGAACUUUGAGUUUGAGCAAGGAUACAAUAUUUGCUUGUACGGGUACGGCUCGAAGCGUCCUCUACUGCAAGAUUUCGCGGACUGGCUUUAUCAGAAGAAUAGUUCCGCUCCUCCAUCCAUUGUGGUGGUAAAUGGACACACACCAAACAUUUCCAUUCGGUCGAUCUUUGCCACGAUCGUCACCGCCGUACUUGGUGCUGACAUUCCUUCCAAAAUGGGUUCUCAACCGAUAGAGGUCCUGGAACUGCUGCAGUCUGUGCUGAAGUCACGAUCAUCACAAAGGCCGAUCACCGUCUUAAUCAACUCCAUUGAUGCGCCGCCCCUUCGCCGAGCAGCAAACCAAGCUCUCCUUGCGCGUCUUGCUGCUACGCCCAAAAUCCAUCUCCUCGUGACGGCGGAUACACCGAACCAUUUGCUGAUGUGGGAUAUCAGUCUCCGGGACCAGCUCAACUUCGUUUUCCACGAUUGCACAACAUUUGCACCUUUCGACACCGAAUUUGAUGUCGUGGAAGAGGUGCAUAACCUGCUCGGACGUAAGGGACGCCGGGUUGGAGGCAAAGAAGGUGUUGAGUUUGUGUUGAAGAGUCUUCCGGAAAACGCACAGAAUCUGUACCGACUGCUUCUGACCGAAAUCAUCUCCAUGUUCGACGAAGGACACAACUCGGAUGAUGAGAUGGGCGGCGGAGUAGGACGCGAAGGAGACGCGAGGGACGAAGUCGGCAUUGAAUUCCGCAUGCUGUACCAGAAGGCCACCGAAGAAUUCAUCGCAUCCUCGGAGAUGAUGUUCAGGACGUUACUGAAGGAGUUCCACGACCACCAAAUGAUCACGUCGAGGUUGGAUCCAAGCGGAAUGGAAAUCCUCAGUGUGCCAUUGCCGCGAGACGAAAUGGAGGGGGUCCUAGAAGACCUAGUGUUGAGUUGAUGGUCGGUAUUUUAUACGGCGCCAUUUUAUGUACAUGAUACCCCUGUAACACAAUGUAGUAUAUGAAGCUGUUAAAGCUAACAAAUUUGAAUUGAUGGAACAUUACUCUCUCAAC
Molecule: messenger RNA, 1903 nt
Organism: Aspergillus alliaceus
Lineage: Eukaryota; Fungi; Ascomycota; Eurotiomycetes; Eurotiales; Aspergillaceae
Product: origin recognition complex subunit 2
Exons: 1
Coding region: 136-1788 (550 amino acids)
Biological process (GO): DNA replication
Cellular component (GO): nuclear origin of replication recognition complex; nucleus
Molecular function (GO): DNA replication origin binding
Source: RefSeq, a predicted model, not a curated record